This is a messenger RNA of Manis pentadactyla (Chinese pangolin), 6082 nucleotides long. It is a transcript of the gene GPR107, whose product is annotated as G protein-coupled receptor 107. The record is from RefSeq and is a predicted model, not a curated record. Gene Ontology annotation, molecular function: clathrin heavy chain binding. The coding region runs from base 21 to 1688 and encodes 555 amino acids. NCBI's taxonomy places the organism in Eukaryota, Metazoa, Chordata, Mammalia, Pholidota, Manidae. The transcript is spliced from 18 exons. Gene Ontology annotation, cellular component: Golgi apparatus; clathrin-coated vesicle; membrane. Gene Ontology annotation, biological process: clathrin-dependent endocytosis.
CUGGUGAUGCUGGAACAAAGAUGGCCGCCUUGGCGCCCGUCGGUCCCGCGGGUCCCCGCUGUCGUCCGCUAACUGCGGGCCUCCGGCUGCUUCCGCUCCUGGGGCUGCUGCAGCUGCUGGCCGAGCCCGGCCUCGGCCGCGUCCACCACCUGGCGCUCAAGGACGAUGUGAGGCAUAAGGUUCAUCUGAACACCUUUGGAUUCUUCAAGGAUGGGUACAUGAAGGUUAAUGUCAGUAGUCUUUCGGUGAAUGAGCUUCCAGGAACCACAGACAAGGACCCAACUAUUGGAUUCAGCCUAGACCGUACAAAGAAUGAUGGAUUUUCUUCUUACCUGGAUGAAGAUGCAAAUUACUGUAUUUUAAGGAAACAGGCUGUCUCUGUCACCCUUUUAAUCCUAGACAUCCCCAGAAGUGAAGUGAAAGUAAAAUCUCCACCAGAAGCUCCCCAGUUACCAAAGAUCAUCUUCAGCAAGGACGAGUGGGUCCUUGGUCAGAGCCAGGAGCCCGGUGGCGACUCUGUUUCAGAAGGCAACCACACUCAGAAUAAACAGGACAGUGGAAAGUCUAAACGAAGCACAGUAGAUUCAAAGGCAAUGGAAGAGAGAUCCUUUUCUAUUCAUAAUAAUGGUGGAGCAGUUUCAUUUCAGUUUUUCUUUAACAUCAGCACUGAUGACCAAGAAGGCCUCUACAGUCUUUAUUUUCAUAAAUGUAAUGGAAAGGAAAUGCGGCCUAGUGAUGAGUUUUCAUUCAGCCUGGAUAUUGAGAUCACAGAGAAGAAUCCUGACAGCUACCUCUCAGCAGGAGAAAUUCCGCUUCCUAAAUUAUAUAUUUCUAUGGCCUUUUUCUUUUUCCUUUCUGGGACCAUCUGGAUUCACAUCCUUCGCAAACGACGGAAUGACGUAUUUAAAAUCCACUGGUUGAUGGCGGCCCUUCCUUUUACCAAGUCUCUUUCCUUGGUGUUCCAUGCAAUUGACUACCACUACAUCUCCUCCCAGGGCUUUCCCAUCGAAGGCUGGGCUGUGGUGUACUACAUCACUCACCUCUUGAAAGGGGCACUGCUGUUCAUCACCAUUGCACUCAUUGGCACCGGCUGGGCAUUCAUCAAGCAUAUCCUUUCCGACAAAGACAAAAAGAUCUUCAUGAUUGUCAUCCCUCUCCAGGUCCUGGCAAACGUGGCCUACAUCAUCAUCGAGUCCACUGAGGAGGGGACGACUGAGUAUGGCUUGUGGAAGGAUUCUCUGUUUCUGGUUGACCUGCUGUGCUGUGGAGCCAUCCUCUUCCCAGUGGUGUGGUCAAUCAGGCAUUUACAAGAAGCAUCAGCAACAGAUGGAAAAGCUGCCAUUAACUUAGCAAAGCUGAAACUUUUCAGACAUUAUUACGUCUUGAUCGUAUGUUACAUAUACUUCACCAGGAUCAUUGCAUUUCUCCUCAAACUUGCUGUUCCAUUCCAGUGGAAGUGGCUCUACCAGCUCCUGGACGAAAUGGCCACGCUGGUUUUCUUUGUUCUAACGGGGUAUAAAUUCCGCCCAGCGUCAGAUAACCCCUACCUACAACUUUCUCAGGAAGAUGACGACUUGGAGAUGGAAUCUGUAGUGACAACAUCAGGGGUGAUGGAGAAUAUGAAGAAAGUCAAGAAGGUGACCAAUGGCUCUGUGGAGCCCCAGGGCGAUUGGGAAGGCACUGCGUGAUGGGCACCCCGGAGGCUGGCACUGUCAGAGGAAACAUUUAAUUUAUUAGGAGUCUUGAUGGAGAGCGAGAGCAACUGGCACCUCCCAACAGUGACACCACAGAGCACGUGGCUGGGAACAAAGUGCCACGCAACCUAGUUUCUUACUCUCUUCUCUGGAAACCUGAUCUAUGGCUUGUUACAGGCAGUUUGAACCUCCUUCAGGUGGGGAUGGUAUGGAGGGAAUAGAAAGGAGGGUGAAAGGAAGACUUUGUUUUUAAUUUGUAUUUCUUUUUUUUUAAUUGGGAACUCUUAAGGUAUAUGCAGUUGUGACCCCAAGCGUGUAGCAGAAUAGGGAGGAAUGUUGGGGGAUGGGGGAGGGAGGCAGAGGUGUAUGUCUGAGGCCAGCCAUUGUACAGGAACAGGGCUUCAGUAGAUGAGCAGAUGUCACAAAGACACAAGCCUUGCAAAGACAGGAAAGGGACAAAACCGAGGGAAAUUAGGUUAUUUUAGAAAGCAAAGUCAAAACCCACUUUAGUAUGUAGAGCCUGCCCUAGGAUUCCUGGUCCUAAAUGUUGCCCCAGACCUUUAUCCUGGAUUCUGAAAGUGACCAGGAACCAGGAGCUCAGCAGCCCGGUGGCCUCCUAACAGGACUCCCUCCUCAGAGGACUGGAAUGUGCUUGUCAAAGGCCCUGGGACUGAGGUGGGAAAUGGUUUUCUUAUUGGUUUGUCUUCUGUGUGGCCUGAUUGGGUGGACAGGGCUUGGGGCGUAAGCUCAGAAGGCAUUCUCCUAUGGGGUUUCCCUGAGCACCCCACUCCCUGACUGCCCAGAGCAGCACCCUCCUCACUCCCCUCUCUCCUCAUGACGCUUAGAGCAGAAGAUGGGGAGAGACGGGGAGGGAUUUGCCUUAAAGGAGCAUCUGGGGGCUGAAGAGGCAGUGCUUAAGCAAAUACUUAAAUACAAGCCAGUCAUUUCACAGGCUUUCCUGGGGGCCAGAGAGGAUUUCUAAAGAGGAGCGAAACGGUCCUUGUCCCAGCGUUCCAAGAGUAUGUAUGCAAAGAAAGUCAGUGUGACGGAGAGUCUGACUCAGGGAUUGGGGCUGGCGGAACACUCCAGACACUGGCGCGAGGAGCUCCCUGAAGUGAGCAGCACGCAGCUUGGGGCCGAGCCCUCAGGGGGACUGGACGAGCUCUGGCGGCCUGUUGCCGCCCAGGGCGGGGAGGGCUGAGCAGUACUUUCCCGCUGUGAUUUUGGUCGCCUGGGCCUGAGACAGGACACACACAAGGCUGCAUUGGGGACGCUCCCUGCAGCUCGGUGCCGGUCAGGUCAGGGCGCCUCCGCCUGCCAGGACGAGUCACAGGGCUGCACCUGCAGGGGCCUCCGGGGCUCCACAGCCACAGUCUCAGGGGGUGGGUUUCUUGCCCCUAGAUUGGAAGAGUCACUCAGAAACUCAAUAGCCCAGGUUUGGGAAGCUGAAGGGUCUCUGCUCAGGAACCAGUUGUUGUUCCGUCUCACUUCCAGAAUCACAUGAGGAAUUGCGCGCGCUCUGUGCACUCCUACUGGCCCUCUGCUGUGCCGGCCUGACCCUUCACAAAGGCUCGGUCCUGGCCAAGCGUGGAGUACGACCAAGCAUCCGGCAAGACCACAGCUGCUUGCCGUUCCACACAUACUUGGGGGAGGGUAUUGUGUGUCUCCCCAUCUCCCACCUAAGUAUUAAUAUAAGGGACCUUUUUCUUUUUUUUUUAUUAAGUGAAUUUGGAGCUGUAUGACAGGAGAAGGAAGUUGCAGGGAAGAUGAGAAUGUUUUUAAGACUUUGUUUCCCUGUGCAUAAACAGUCCCAGCGCUUCAGAAAUGUGUCUCACUCUGUGGCCAGAUCCCCCUUAGGUGCUGCCCUCAGAGCGGCGCACUCACUGCUUGUCCUGCAGGCACAUGUCCUUGGCUAGGCCACAGCCUUCUUGACAAGAACCAAAGUUGUGAUGAAACCUCCCCUUUAGAAAGGGGCUAUUACUGUAAGUGGCAGAAGGUUUGGUGUCAGGCUGAUGAUUGAGAAAGAUCAAAAACCCCAGCCGAAGAUUGGGAAAACGGGUGGUAACUCAAGUUUUUACAAAAUGAUUUAAGCUCUCCAUCCUGUUCUGUCAAAACGUCUCCUUUCUCUAUCCCUUAAUAGCUGUGCCAGCAGUGAGUGCUGCUGUUGAGUUUAGAUGGCGAUCCAGGGCCAGACAGCUCCCUCGCCGACAGCCGCUGCCCGCAGCCUGGCUCGGUUACAGUGCGGCCUGCCGGCAGCUGCAGCCUCAGUGCAGGGUGUGGGCCGAGGUGACCGGCCGCGCGUCCCAGAGCGGUGGGUCGUGUUUACAGCUUUGCUCUGUGCUCCCGCGCCCUGGGUCUGCCUGCGCAGAGUUGCCGCGCUUCCGUUGAGAAAUGUGCUGGGGACUGGAAGUACUGCUGGCUGUAAAAUUAGGGAGUAGCGGGUGUGUGUAUCUCACUAGAGAAGUCCUUGGACAGCAAGAACCGCCAUUGGUCCUGGCUCCCACAGUAGCCAGAGACCUCCAGCCCACUCCUGGGUCCCUUCUGCCAUGAGGUUUGGGUAGCAGCGCGUUUACACUGCUGAAUAUGGCCGGCUUCUCUCCUGCGAGGACGUGCUUGCUCUCGUGUAAAAGAUGGUUUCUCAGCUCACAGCCUGAGUCAGCCGAGUUUUCUUUCCGGAACCACUUCAGGGUAAAUGUCCAUGUUUCCCCACAGACCUGUGCGGCCGGCCAAGGCGGCGCUCAGGCCCACCAGGUGUCCCUUCCGGGCCGGUCAUCCCGCAGUGUGAUCUCCCCAGCAUCCACAGCCCACCCUCCUCCUCCCCUGUCCCUGCUGUCCCCUCCCUCCGUUUCCCCCUCCCCCUCCGCCCUUCACCCCACACCUGCCCGUCUGCGAAUGUGGGCUGAAGGCUUUGGUGCAGUGCAGCAUUUUCUCCCAGUGGCUGUGUUGAAGGAUGUAUUUUCUAAGGAGAAUUCUGUCAGGAGAGUGCAUACCAACGCCAUGAAUUACUGCUUUGGGCCAUGUAUAAUCUUCCCCCACACUAAAAUGUAUGUCCUUUUACAGUGCUUAAGCACCUACUUCAAGGAGCCAGUCCUGACAGACCAAGGAUGAGUGUAAAAGAUGCCCAUUUUAAUUGCGAGUGGCCUUCCGGCCAUCUCCCUGGUCCUGAAGCAUUUUCUUCGAGGAAGGCUCUUAGAACGUUAGGCCUCUGAUAAGCUUGCUGGCCCCUCUCCAAACACCCAGUCCACAGAGGAGCUGCUCCUGCCUCGUGCUGCCAAGCUGCCGAGUUCCAAAGGAGGCAGAUCCUAGCCCGCUCCUCCACUGGUUUCCACGCUGCACCCCUUUGCUUUUCUCUGACAGACCCCCAGCCUUCUAACAGGUCCAGGCUCUCUGCCAAGUCUAGCAUGCCUGUGGCUGGCUGCUUUAUCCCCCCAGGUUUCAGUAAGUUAACGGCUUCCCCCCAAAGGAGUCAGGCUUUGGCCUGACACCUUUUGAUGUACCAAGAAGGUAUUCAUCUGGAACAUACCAAAUGUUCUGAAAGAUCUGCUCUUCGCUCCGGUUUUCUCUGCGGUGUUUUUGUGAGGGAGUCUUUCAAAGAGAUCACUUGAGUCGAUGCUAAUACUUCUCCCCAGUGGAAUGUAGUUAUUGAUCGGUGGGCUGAACACCCUCCAGUUCCCCAGGGGCCUCCUUUGUAGCCUGGUGAUGCAUCUGUGGCCUCUCUGCAUGGUUUAUGCUUGGAAAGGAAUGAUUUUUGAUUGGCUCACCACUAGGGCAUGGGACAUGCAUACCCCCUGAGAUGCUGAGGGGGCGACAAGCAAGUGAGGGAGCAAGGGUCCUGUCAUGCUGCAUGGUACCUGGUGGAGUCCCGGUGGCAGCCAGGCCAGUGGGGAAGGGGCUCGGGAUAAAGUCAGUAGGGGUUAAGGGGUUAAAGUGCAGAAGAGCUACUCGCUCCCAGGACAGCAAACUCAUUGAGAGGCACGGUUUGCGGUUUUGUAGUGGGCGGGGCCAGAGGGUCAACUUCUUAGCAUUUAAGAUCAUUACUACAAAAGUACCCCAGAUUCCUGUACACACAAGGGGGUUUCUUGAUGCCUUAAGCAGCUUUUGCAGAUGCUAAAUUGGAUUUGCCUAGUCAUGUGACCUCAGAAGUCAGACAUACCUGAUCCGGAAACAAGUUUCCUUUAGGGGAGAGAAUGUCUGUAAAUGCCAUUUGCUUUUCAGGUUAGGUUGGGAUGCAGAAGGAGUUUUCAGUAUUUUUUUAACACUUAUGAUCAUUGGAGAGUAUUUAUGUAAACAUGUAAAUGGGUGGCGGUUCUGAUCAGGGUGAUUUGAUGUGUGGGAUGGAUUCUCUUGCUGGGAUGCAAACAUGUAAAAUAAAGAUUCUGUGAUGGAAA